This is a messenger RNA of Esox lucius (northern pike), 2475 nucleotides long. It is a transcript of the gene ccdc90b, whose product is annotated as coiled-coil domain containing 90B. NCBI's taxonomy places the organism in Eukaryota, Metazoa, Chordata, Actinopteri, Esociformes, Esocidae. The record is from RefSeq and is a predicted model, not a curated record. The transcript is spliced from 9 exons. Gene Ontology annotation, cellular component: mitochondrion. Bases 255 to 1025 code for a protein of 256 amino acids.
UGCCAGCAUGACCCUACUGCAGCUGGACCCUUCUCACAGAUACCGUUGAUUAUUCAAAUAAACAUAAACGUUGCGCGUUGCUUACGUCAAAUCCGGGAUCUUUAUGAGUGGUGUUUGUGCUUGCCUGAGCGAGCAUAUGAGAGAAAGUUUCUUUCUGGCAAAACACUCGUUAAUAACGAUCACCCGUAGGGGUUAACGCGUUUUGCGGCGUCUGUAACUAUUUUAGUUAAUGGUCUCAACAGUACUUUCCAACAAUGACCAAUGUAAACGCAUGUUGUGCAGCUCUGUUUCGGUCGGUAUUUCGACACCGUCAGACGCAUCUGAACAAUGGCUCAUACAGGAGAACAUGGAGUUGCAGAGAGUUCCAUGUUGCAGCACCUGUGGCAGCAUAUGACCUGAGAAAAGUGGAGCUGACCCCGCUGGAACAGAGAAAACUGACAUUUGACUCUCAUGCAAUGGUCACAGAGCUAGGGAGCAAUGGUUUUGAGAAGCGUCAAGCAGAGAUCAUAGUAGCAGCUCUGGUGACUCUGACGACGGCCAAUAUGGAUAUAGUGUAUAAAGACAUGGUGACUGGAGCACACCAGGAGAUUGCUCUGCAGCAGAUAAUGGCUCACCUGGAUUCCAUCAGGAAAGACAUGGUGAUACUGGAGAAGAGUGAGUUUGCCAACCUUCGCUCUGAGAAUGCCAAAAUGAAGACUGAGUUGGAUCAGAUAAGGAACAGGCUGAAGGAGGAGUGUAUGAAGAUCCGAGCUGAGGCUAAGCUGGAUAUCAACCUGGAGAGGAGCAGGGUCACUGACAUGUUUACAGAGCAGGAAAAGAAGCUUAUGGAGAACAGUACAGAAUUUCACAGGAAGAACGCUGAUAUUGAACACGACACAAUGGAGACUACUAAAAAGAUUGAUCUAGAGGUUGCCUAUCUGAAAACACUCCUUGAGUCACUGAAGCUGGAGACCAUACGCUAUCUUGCAGCAUCCGUUUUCGCCUGCCUAGCGAUUACCUUGGGAUUUUACCGCCUUUGGAAGUGAUGAACUGCUGAUUUGUUCAUUUGAAGCCUCACAUUGAUUACAUUGUACUUGCAUGGUAAUGUAGAAGUCUUCAUAUAUGUAUUCAUGGCUUGUGUUAUAAUUUUUAUGUAUUUCUAAUUUUAAAUGACUGUGUAGAACAAAGUGUAAGACUGUAUUUACACACCAGACACUAUUAGGUCAACCUAUCUAGAAUCGGGUAGGACCCCUUUUUACAUCUAUCCAGUAGGUCAGCAGUUUCUGAGAUGUUUGAAUGUCUAGCAAAAAAAAAAAAAUACCACAGGCAAAGUUUCAUUGGUCAUGCAUCUUCCCCGUUCUAAUUGCUAGACAAACAACUACAUUUCUAUUGAGUUGCAGCCAAAUUAUUUGCUGUUUGGCCCAUGAUUUUCAUUAAUAACCACAUGUACUUAAUGAAGUGGAUGGCAAGUGUGUUUGGCAACUGGCAGCUUCAUUAAAUCGUACCCGCAAAACCCCAGUCUCAAUGUCAACAGUGAAGAGGCAACUCCGGGAUGCUGGCUUUCUAGGCAGAGUUGCAAAGAAAAAGACAUCUCACACGGGCCAAUAAAAAUAAAAGAUUAAGAUGGAUCAAAGAACACAGAUACUGACAGAGGAAGAUUCGGGGGAGAAGGCCAGCAUCCCGGAGUCGCCUCUUCACUGUAAACAUUGAGACUUGUUUUGCGGGUACAAUUUAAUGAAGCUGCUAGUUUAGGACCUGUGAUGUCUGUUUCUCAAACUAGACAUUCUAAUGUAUUUGUCCUUUUGCUCAGUUGUGCACCAGGUUUAGAGACAUUAGAGACAGUUUGGGCUGUCCUGUGAAGGGAGUAGUACACAACGUUGUACGAGAUCUUAAGUUCAAUGGCAAUUUCUCAUAUGAAAUAUGCUUCAUUUCUCAGAAAAAGAAUAGACUGAUGACUUUCAGAAGAAAGUUCUUUGUUUCUGGCCAUUUUGAGCCUGUAAUUGAAACCCACAAUUACUGGUGCUUCAGGUUCUCAACUAGUCCUAAGAAGGUCAGUUUUAUUGCUUCUUUAGUCAGCACAACAGUUUUCAGCUGUGCUAACAUAAUUGCAAAAGGGUUUUCUAAUGAUCGCAUAGCCUUUUAUAUUGAUAUACUUCAGCAAAAACACAAUGUGAUUAGCAAACACAACAUCUCAUUGGAACACAGGACUGAUGGUAGCUGAUAAUGAACCUCUGUUUGCCUGUAUGUAGAUAUUCCAUUAAAAAUCAACCGUUUCCAUCUUACAAUAGUUAUUUACGGCAUUAAGAAUGUAUACACUGUAUUUCUGUAGUUGUCCCAUCUUCAUUAAAUUGUGACACCAGUAAAAGUCAAUUGUCAAAUCUUCUUGGGAAAAUUAAAGAUUUGUAUUUUAUUUCUGUUAUUCCAUAUUAGACACCUAUGGAAGUGAAGUUAUGUUUGUAUAUAAUCAACCAUGAUAAUAAAGGUUGCUCAUGGAAA